GAAUGUACCAUUAGUCGCCACUGUACCAGUAAUUGCCACUCUUGGCUCAAUUAAUUAGAAAACAAGCAAACUCUUUGAAAUAUUUUCUAAUACGCCAUCUCUUAUUUAAAAUUUGCCCUUUAGAAAUAAAUAUCUCAAUGGAAAGAUUUCUAAUAGAUGUCGGGUCUGAGUCAGUUUUUGCUCCAAAAAUUGCGCGCAUUUAUCGUUGUAGGUUAUGUGCUGUGGCUUAACUGAUUUGUUAAGACUUUUUAUGAAAAAUGGCCCAGCCACCAGGAAGAAAACCGUUUUUUCGCUAUACGACGGAGGCAAUGAAAAAUGCAAUUUCUGAUGUUCGUCAUGGCAGUUCAGUUAAAUCAGCCGCAAAAAAAUUCGACGUUCCAAGGAGGACUCUCGGCAACAAAGUCAAUGGGAAAACACCGGAAGAGAGAAAAAUGGGACCCUCUACCAUUCUAACGACCGAAGAGGAAAAACGUUUAGUUAGUUGGAUUAUUUCGAUAUCUAGAAUGGGCUUUCCUCUAGUUGAGGAUGAUGUCCUGACAACAGUAAAAAAAAUUAUGUCAAACACCGGAAGGGAUAAUCCUUUUAAUAACAACAAACCUGGUAGAAAAUGGUUUACUCUCUUUAUGAGAAGACACAAAGAAGCACUCGCCAAAAGAACUCCAGAGCAAUUAGGUGGAAACCGAGCCGUUGUUACAGAGGAAAAAAUUCGAAACUGGUUUGCAGAAGUUGAAGCUACUUUGAAAAGUGAAAAUGUGUUUAACGUUCUCAAAGAUCCAAGCAGGAUAUUUAACUGCGAUGAAUCCGCUUUCCAGAUAUGCCCAAAAAGUGGAAAAGUUAUUGCUCCAAAAGGGGAACGGAACGUUUAUGAGCUUACAAAAGGAUCGGAUAAAGAAUCGCUCACAGUAUCAAUUUGUAUUUGCGCAAACGGAAUUAUUUUACCGCCAUUUAUUGUAUAUUCAUACAAAAGAAUUCCCGCAGAUAUUGUGAGAAACAUACCUGAUGACUGGGGUGUAGGAAAAACAGACAAUGGCUGGAUGACUGGAGAGUCAUUUUUUGAAUAUAUCACUAACGUGUUUUUCCCAUGGUUAAAACAGAAUAAUAUUAACUUUCCUGUUAUUUUAUUUCUAGAUGGCCACACUUCCCAUCUAACAUUAGAAGUUAGUGAAUUCUGUGCUGAAAACAAAAUAAUUCUAGUAGCUCUCUAUCCAAAUGCAACCCAUAUACUCCAGCCAUGCGAUGUAAGUGUGUUUAAGCCGAUGAAAACAUCUUGGAGAAAAAUCGUACAUGAAUGGAAAUUUAAUCAUCCUCAGGAAACUCUUAACAAAGCCACCUUUCCCAUUCUUUUUCAAGAAGUGUUUCAAAAAGUUAGUCCAGAAUCUGCAAAGAAUGGAUUUAAAAGAUGUGGCUUAUAUCCAUGGUCUCCAAAUGAAGUGGAUUUUUCAAAAUGUUUAAAACAGCCAAAUAUUAUGAUAGAUGAUGAUCAAAAAAAAAUACUUCAACAAAACCCCCAAGAAAUGAAAACAUGUUUGAAAACUUUAGAAAAGCACAUACCUGAAGAUACUCUAAUAGAAUUUAGGAAUACAUUAGAAAGUUUGGAAGACUGGAAUGGGGAUGUUGCGUUUAAUGAGUUAUUUAAAGUUUGGCGAAAAUUAAAAAAAGAGUGUGAGGAAACAAAAGAAGCAAAGAAUACAGCACCAUCAAGUACUUCACAAUCUGAAAACUUGUCAAAUUCAGGUUUAGAAGGGCCAAGUACUUCAAAAGAAAUAGAGAUGCCUGAAAAUGUGCCCGUAAAAACCAAUGUUAUAGUGCAACAAACUCCAGAAAAAAAUGUUCACGAAACAGGUCAAAUGUGCGUAGGCGAUUCUAGCUCAGAAUCUCCUUUUUCAAAAGCAAUAAAAUGGCCAACAUCAGCGGUUUCAGUGACAAAAGCUAAAAGAAAUCUUGUUAAAGUACCAUCAGUUGUGACGUCUAAAGAGUGGAAGAAAUACUAUGCCAAAAAAGAACAGGAAAAAGUACAAAAAGAACAAGAAAAAGAAAGGCGAAAACAGGAAAGAGAACAAAAAAGAUUGCAGAAAAUCGAGGAUGCUAAAGCAAAUAAUAGUACAAAUAAUGAAAAAUUAUCAAAAAAGAGACCUUUAUAUGAAGACACUUCAACAUCAGAAGAUGAAUCAAUUGUGUAUAAUGAAACUUCAGACGAAUCAGAAAUGUUUGCAUCUGACGAAAACUACGAAAAUCCAGAUACAUCUGAACAUAUUUGCAAUAAUAUUGAUAUUAAAUUAGAAUAUUAUUAUGCAAUAUACUAUGAAGAACAGUUUUUUAUUGGAAGGGUAAUAAAAAUACAAAAUGAUAAUGUAGAGAUAAAAUUUUUGAAAGAAAGAUUAGAGAACUCAUUUGUAUGGCCCCAAAAUCCAGACCUGGAUUUAAUACAUAAGAAAUACAUAUUUUUUGGACCAAUACGGCUGUUUGGAAAUGAACCGUUCUAUAUUGAAAACCACGUUCUACGAAAAAUUAAAUCUGUUUAUCGUUUGUUGAAAAUUAAAAAACAAUUGUAAAAUUACAUAUUAAAACUAUGUUUUAAUAAUAAGUUUGUAUUCGAUUUCUUAUUUUUUUAAUAAAUACUUGCUUACUACUAUUUUGAUUUUAUUUAAAAAAAUGUGUUGGAAGUUAAAAACCUACAUUUAAUUAUAAUUCUACUAGUAAGUACAUGAGUUUCCCAUGUGGCAAUUACUGGAUUUUUAAGUGUGGCAAAUUUUGGAAUAAACAAAAAUUUCUAGUGGCAAUUAAUGGUUUUUUUUAUGCCGUGAAAAAAAAAUAAAAAAAAUAUUUUUUUUGCCAGAAAUAAAAGAUACUUAUAUAUAGAUGUUAAUAAUAAAGGGCUGCUUGAGUGUCUAAACCAAUCCAAACUAGUAUAUUUAGUUAUUUAAAAGUAUAGUAAUUAAAUAUUGAAAAUCCAGCUCUUAAAGUGGCAAUUACUGGUACAUUC
Sitophilus oryzae (rice weevil) is the source of this 2983-nucleotide messenger RNA. RefSeq lists its product as uncharacterized. Gene Ontology annotation, molecular function: DNA binding. The record is from RefSeq and is a predicted model, not a curated record. The coding region runs from base 258 to 2552 and encodes 764 amino acids. Gene Ontology annotation, cellular component: nucleus. NCBI's taxonomy places the organism in Eukaryota, Metazoa, Arthropoda, Insecta, Coleoptera, Curculionidae. The transcript has 2 exons.